AUGGUCAAAAAGGGGAAAAUUCGAUCCGGGACGGCUUCGAAAAUCAAACGAUGGAAGAAAGGACACAGUAGCGACUCAAAUCCACAGACGAGCCGACAUCGACACGCUGCUAAAAGUCGUUUUUUCAGCCGACCCUCCGGAAAAAGUGAUUUGACCGUUGACGCUCUCAAGCUCCACAAUGAGUUGCAGACAGGUCCGCUGGAGAUCAAAACAGCAAGCCAGAAAGAUGACUCCAUGGAGGAUGAGCAAGCGGUGUCAGACAGGACCUCGGGAACCUUCCUCAGCGGGCUCUCGGACUGUUCCAAUCUAACUUUCAAGAAGGUACAACGGUUCUGGGAGUCCAACUCUGCUGCUCAUAAAGAGAUCUGCGCUGUGUUGGCCGCUGUAACGGAGGUGAUACGCAGCCAAGGAGGGAAGGAGACGGAAACGGAAUAUUUUGCUGCUUUGAUGACAACUCUGGAAGUGGUGGAUUCAGCGGAAUCGCAAGCUGCCGUUGCGUAUCUCCUAAACCUCACGAUGAAAAGGGUUCCUGCCCCAGUGCUCAUGUCUAAAUUCUCUGACACCACCAAGGCUCUGAUGGACAUCAUGUCCCAGCAAGCCUCGUCUGAAAACACAUCGUCUCUUAGAUGGAUUCUCUCGUGCUUGGCCACUCUGUUGAGAAAACAAGAUGUGACUGUUUGGACUUACCCUUCCACUCUUCAGGCAUACCAUGGCCUGCUCAGCUUCACCGUGCACAGCAAACCCAAGGUGCGUAAAGCGGCGCAAGAAGGCGUGUGCUCUAUCCUCCGAGGGAGUGACUUCCUGUUCACAGAUAAAGCCCCCGCCCAUCACCCUGCUGCUGUGUCCACAGCCAAGUUCUGCAUCAAGGAGAUGGAACAAGCGGGAGGGAGCAGAGAGGACACCACCACGCUCCACGUGCUAGGCCUCCUAAAGGAGCUGAUGUUGACGUUCCCCCUGGGGGCUGUUAAGUCGUGUUGUGAGACGCUGCUGCGGGUUAUGACACUCAGCCAUGCGCUAGUGACCGCCAGCGCCAUGCAAACCUUCCAUAGACUCUUCAGCGGGAAACCAAGCACCUCAAACCUAUCACCUGAGCUUAAUGCGCAAAUCAUUACAGCUUUGUAUGACUACCUGCCCAGUGAAAAUGACCAGCAGCCUCUGCUGGCCUGGCUUGCUGUCAUGCAGAAGGCGCAUGUUCACUUAGCAUGUUUGCAGAGUUCUCUCACUCUAGGCCACCUGCCUCGCCUCUUCUCAGCUGCCAUGUCCUGCUUGUUGUCGCCUCACUCGCAGGUGGUCUCUGCGGCGGCCACUAUGCUCAAGACGCUUUUGAUGGAGUGUGUGGGUCCUCACAUGGGGGAAAUCGGCACGGUAUCUGCCACAGCCUCUGCAGGAAACCCCUCCUAUGUCUGCAGAAUGUUUCGCAUCGUGGAGGAAGGCUUGUCCUAUCGUUUCCAUGCCUCCUGGCCCUAUGUCUUACAAAUACUUGGUUGUUUCUACAAGGUUGCAGGAAAACAUGCACAUUCCGUUAUGACCAAGUCCUUGCAGUCUCUCGCCGACCUGCGCGCCACUCCUCGAUUCCCAUACUGUGGCGAGCUGGAUCUGGCGGUCGGGAGCGCUGUGGAGAGCAUGGGCCCGGAGGUCGUGUUGGGAGCCGUGCCUCUCAACAUCACUGGCUAUGACGACGACCUGGAGUUCCCACGCAGCUGGCUUGUGCCUGUCAUCCGCGAUCAUGUGAAGAAUACUCACCUGAGUUUCUUCAUCUCCUAUUUCCUUCCUCUAGCUUCCACACUCAAGCAGAGAGCUGAAGAGUUGGAGCAAGCGGGUCAGAACCUGGAAGCCAAAGUAUAUCAGACGUUACAGCUUCAGAUUUGGACCAUGCUUCCCGGGUUUUGCACGUGUCCUGUGGACUUGGUGUCAUCUUUCAAAGGAAUUGCUCGCUCUCUCGGCAUGGCCAUCAACGAGCAACCUGAUCUGCGACUCACAGUCUGCCAGACCCUGCGCACUGUCAUCAAUAAAAGCUGCAACACUGUGGAGGAAAAAGCUGAAGUUGGUCGCUUCUCUAAGAACUUCCUGCCCAUCCUCUUCAACGUGUACAGCCAGCAGCCUGCUAACGGAGAAUCUGCAGCCUACAGGAUGGCUGUCUUGGACACCAUUAAAGUUUACUUGACGGUCACUGAACGGCAGAUGAUCAACACAUUCCUGCAAAAAGCCACGGAUAGACUGACCAGUUCAGAAAGCACAGAGUUCACACGGUUGUCAAUGCUGGACCUUAUUGUUGCCAUGGCGCCCUUCCUGGAUCAGCUGACCAUGACGAAGACGUUUGAGCUCAUCAGGCCAUAUUUAGAGAUGAAAGAACCGGGAAUGCAGAAGAAAGCUUACCGUGUGCUAGAAGAGAUGUGCGCGGGAGAGGGAGAUGAGAGCAAGUCGUUUGUCGUGGCCAACCUCGACACUCUGAAGGCGGUCUUGCUGGAGACCCUAAAAAAUGCGGCGUCGCCAGCAAAACGGCCUCGACUAAAGUGUCUGAUCCACGUGAUGAAAAGACUUGACAAAGAACACAAAGACUUCAUCAUCUCUCUUCUGCCAGAGGUCAUCGUAUGCACGAAGGAAGUGUCAGUCGGCGCGCGCAAGAAUGCGUACACUUUGCUGGUGGAAAUAGGAAACGCAUUCGUGCGAUUCUGUGGGAACACAAAAGAGGCUAUGCAGCAGUAUCUGCUCGUGAUGUACGCUGGCCUCACAGGCUCCAUUACCAUGAUCACUUGUACUGUGAUGGCCCUCACACGAUUGGUGUACGAGUAUAAAGACUCCAUUGAGAUUUCCACCAUGGAGCAGCUUCUGCAUAAUGUGUGUGUGUUGCUGGCGUCUCGUACCCGAGAAGUGGUCAAAGCGGCGUUGAGCUUCAUCAAGGUCAUCCUUUUCGUCAUGGACCCCAAGACCUUGGCAUCACAUAUCACUGUCAUGAUGGAAGGCAUCGGGAAUAUCACGGAUAAUGCUAGGAGACACUUUAGAGCCAAACUCAAAAAUAUCUUCACCAAGUUGAUCAGGAAGUUUGGGUUUGAGCUAGUGAAGAGCAUGCUGCCUGUCGAGCACCACAAGGCUCUAGCAAACAUUCGCAAGACGGAGGCUCGUAGCCAGCGGAAGAAACAAGCGGAGAAGCAGCAGGAAGACUCAGACAGCGAAGACGUGGCUCCCAAAGCCCCUAAUGACAGUAUUGAAGACAUCCUGGCGGGGUCGGAUAGCGAUCUGUCAGAGGACGAAGUCAAGGCUGGGAGGAAGAAGAAGGGUUUGAAGCAGCAGAAAGGUCAGGCUUGGCUCAAAGAGGGAGAGGAUGACGACCCGCUGAACUUCUUGGACCCCAAAGUUUCACAAAGAGUGCUUGCCACCAACCCAGGGAAGAAAAAGAGCGCCAAGGCGGAGCAUGGCUUCAAGACGACGUCAGACGGGCGGCUGAUAAUCCGAGAAGAGGACGACAAAGAAGACCAGAAAGAUGACGGCGAUUUGAAUGAUAUUUUGGAAGAAGCUGGAGUGAAGAGUAAAAAGGCACAAAAAAGGAAACUUCGAGAUGAUGAGUUUGAAGAUAUGGACACAGAACCCCAGCUGAAAUAUAAAGCCGGCGGUUCGGGCAUUCACAGACCUCUGGGACGCAACACAGACUUUGGAUCUGAGUACAAGUCAAAGAAAGGAAAAGGGGACGUUAAGAAGACAGGCAAACUGGAUCCUUACGCUUACAUCCCGCUUAAGAAGUCCCAACUCAAUCGCAGGAAGCGGGCCAAGCUGCAGGGCCAGUUCAAGGGCAUGGUAAGAGGAGCCCAGAAGGGGGCGCUGUCAGGUAGAAAAGUGCACAAGCGCAAGAGGAGAGCCUGA
Molecule: messenger RNA, 3858 nt
Organism: Nerophis lumbriciformis (worm pipefish)
Lineage: Eukaryota; Metazoa; Chordata; Actinopteri; Syngnathiformes; Syngnathidae
Source: RefSeq, a predicted model, not a curated record